UACAUCAAACAACAACAUGGCCCAACACUUAAUCUCUCCUCUUAAAAUACCAGGAUUUGGCAUAUAGAAAUAUAAAUCCUGCUUGUGUUGGCCAUUGUUGUUCAGCAACUACAAUCAUGGCGACAUGAAAAACCAAUGAAAUAAUAAUAACAUUAAGCACCUUAUUGCUUCAUGAAAUAUAAACGAUUGAAUGAAUUGAACUUAAUAGAGAGAACUCUUUCCAUAUUGUAAUGGACAUUUACAAAAAAUAUGUAGGCAUAGAUGAGAAAAACUUAACUGUUGUCAAAUGAUGAAUAAUUCAUUGUGUUUGACUUUGUUUAAAAGGACACAGAUCACUGUGUUUUUUUUUUUUUUGUCUUUUAACUUAAAAUUGGAAGUUAGUGAGUCUAUAGAUACAAUUUUAAAUGUUUUCAUAAAACAUGUUUUCUCUUCUUUCUCUGACAAAAUUAGGUAUUUUAACCUUUGUGUGUUCCAUAGCGACUGGUCUUUAGGGGCCUGGUUUUACCUCUGUUGGCUGCAAACAUGAAAAAUCAAAACAUGUUGAUAAUAAAAUCAAUAUAUCAAAAUAUACUACUUACAUUUCAUUUACUCGAGUGCAACACAUAAAAUAUGUUAUGUAAAUCCUUUUUGGCUCAUUCUUUGGCCAUUUUGACUUAUUAAGUAUAGAGAAGCCUGAAGGUGGGGCUAGCUCAUUUGUGCAAAUGAAAAUGUAUUGCAUUUUGCAAGCACAUGCUGAUUGGAUGAUUUUGGAUUGAUCUUAAUCAUGUGUACACCCAUUGAUAUAUAUUACUGGAUUGGACAACAUGUAACUACCUCAUGACACACAUGCAGGAUUGCUAUGCAUUGAGUCAGGAUGGCUGCAGAAGCAGCGUCAGAAGUACACAAAGCUGGUUCUUUUUAAAGAGCAAUGAAGUUCUAUGAGUAGAAUCCCAUCUUGUUUUGGACAGUUUCACUUGAAUGUAACUGAUAUAUAAUUGACAUGAAAUGUUAUUUGUGAAAAUCCUUGAAAAAUAAGCAAUGUACACAGGUAUGCCAUAAAAAGUAGUACAGUGUUUUAAAUAUGUUAGAAAACGUUUUACCGGUUAAUAAAGGUCAAAAAGAAUAAUAUAAUACAAGGAUUACAAUAAUCAUAUAAUGUAAUUUGUUAGCGAAGUUUAUUAAAGGUACAUAGAAUCUAAAUUCUUGGACAUUUUAGCAUUAGGCUACAUUAUGGCUAGCAUUUUUACUUGUCGCCACUAGUGUUUUUGUCUUACCUGCUCCUUUAUGAACAAAUAUUAAUUUACCGCACUUUGGUGUAUCAGUGCCCAGUGCUUUUUUUUUUUGCCCUCUCCCUCUUUGGCUGCCUCUCUCGCUCUAUUUUAAAAGCUCUGCACUGCUGGGACAGACAGCCUCAGAAAAAGAAAGGAGGAGGUGUCUGGGAGCUUCAGUGAGUCUGAUUCACGAGUGAACCACAGGAAAGGCAUGGAUUGUUUAUUUACAAAAGCACGACCUGGACAGAGCCUGAUCCAGGAAAUGUUCCGGUGUUCCCCAUAGCCAGUCCUCCAAUGGGCCAGGUGACAGGGGUCAUAUGAAUCCUCUUUUUAUUCAUCAGUUUAGAAAUUUCAGCAUCAAGGGCAGAAACCAACAAACAGGCAGCUUGAGCUGUUAGACAUCAAUUGACAGCAUGGCUUGUUUGUAGCAUAGGAGGUAUACCUGUCAACACUAUAAUGGACAGCUCCCAGACUGCUUUUAGAUUUCUGUUUAGGGAGAGUACAUAUUUAUAUGUAUCAUAACAUCAGCUUUAAUUAGAGCCAUAUCUUAUAAAAUCAGAUAAGAAAUAAAGGUGCUAAGAGUGGUUUUGUGACAGGACAGCAUGGUUUUGUUGACAAGACUCAAUGCAUAGCAAUGGCACCUACAUGUGCACAUUACUACCUACAGUGGCUAAUAGGCGAUGUCCAAUCCAGUAAUAUAUUUCGAUGUGUAUAACAUAUGGUUGAGUGUAAUGCGAGGUGCAGAUGGAGCCAGAGCAGUUUAAUUGCUUUUAAACUGUUGUGGGUGGAACUAUUUCCUGUUUGACCUACAAUGACGUCAUUUAACAGUCAAGAACGGAUAGGUUAGCUUGUUGGAUGGGUAAUCAAUCCCAAGUGAAACAUUGCGAGCAGUUAAAAGAGGCAGGAGCUUUUCAUUUCUGUUGUCGCUACCUACAAACUUAAAGAUGAAUAGAGUGGACAGAGAAACCCGAGGUUUGUUGGUCACCAGACGUAUUAUCACUCAAAUGAAAAAUAAAAUAAAUAGGUUUUCCUCCAAGAACUUUUUAGUUAAGUAUCAAAUACAUCCUCAACAAGAAAGCAAUGAGAACAAAGACAAUUCUUGACAAAUUUGGGAUCUAUGAUGCAUCUCCUUGAAACGCCCUAUGUAUAAAUACUGAUUUAUUUAUCCCUUGAAUUUUUGUUUGUAUUAUGUCUUGAAAAAUAUUAAGCCAUGUGUGGAAGAAUAUUUAAAAAACAAUAAUAACCACGGCUCUGAUUUGUGCCCUCCUUCAUUUUGAAAAGUCAACAAAUAGCUAAAAAUUGUAUUGUGUUGUAUAUAGUGAGGUUUAGGUAUAGGCUUAAGCUCUUUGAUCAGUUUGUUUGCUUCAAAUGAAAGAAAAAAUAAUUUUGCCAUGAUCUUAAAUUGUUAUUGGUACUGGAUUUCAUUUCUGAAAUAAAAUCAUUGUUCCAUGUUGGAAAAGGACAAUUCUCUCCACAUAUACCUAAGUAGCUAGACACGCUAAAUGUUAGAAAUAAAUUUAAAUAAGAAAAAGAGAAGAAAAGUCUGGGCUACAACCCUGAUAACAGCUAUUAAUGGCCUUAUAUCUGACUAUCAUAAUGAAUCAAACCAAACCAGUCAACCCUCCCCCCGGUGCGCGCAUGCGCAGAACAGUGCAGGGAGCUGUCCGCGGCAGUCGGUGCUGGAGUGUUUCACCCGCAGCAGCUUCACCGGACACAGCUACAGGAGACAUGGAGGAAGAAUUGAAAUGCCCUGUUUGCGGUUCCUUCUUCAAGGACCCGAUCCUGCUGCCGUGCUCCCACAAUGUCUGCCUGUUGUGCGCCCGGAACAUCACUGUCCAGACGCCGGAUGGAGAGACUCCGGUGCAGAGCCGUGCCUCCGGCAGCUCUGACUAUGACUACCUGGACAUGGACAAGAUGAGUCUGUACAGCGAGACGGACAGCGGGUACGGCUCCUACACCCCCUGCCAACUCAAGUCUCCAAACGGGGUGCGGGUUUUUCCGCCGGUCGCCCACCAUCGGAACUGCUCCCUCACCUGUCCGCUGUGCCACCGGAGCGUCUCGCUGGAUGAACGGGGGCUACGGGGGUUUCCUCGGAACCGGCUUCUGGAGGCCAUUGUGGUGCGGUACCAGCAGACCCGCGGCAUCCCGUGUUCUUCAUCUUCCUCGGCGGUGAAGUGUCAGCUGUGCGACCGCAACCCGGUUGUCGCCACGGUAAUGUGCGAGCAGUGCGAUGUAUACUACUGUAACGCCUGCCAACAGCGAUGCCACCCGUCCCGCGGUCCGUUGGCCAAGCAUCGCCUGGUGCCACCGCCGAACCAAGCGGCUGGAGGGGCGGCCAGCGGCGGCGGUGCUGGAGGAGGCAGCGGUGGUCAGCAGCCGCCCUUCACCGCGCGAAAAGCGGGGACCUGCGUGGAUCAUGACUCGGAAAACUUCGGCAUGUACUGCUGCAGCUGCAAGGCUCCAGUGUGUAUGAAGUGUUUGGAGGAGGGGAAACACGCCAAGCACGACGUCAAACCGCUGGCUGUGAUGUGGAAGCAACACAAGUGCCAGCUCUCCCAGGCUCUAAACGGCGUCUCUGAUAAAGCUAAAGAAGCAAAGGAGUUCCUGGUUCAGCUCAAGAACAUGAUCCAGCAAAUACAGGAGAAUGGUGUGGAGUUUGAAGCUUGCCUUGUGGCUCAGUGUGACUCUCUGAUCGAGGCGCUGACGAGACAGAAAGCCAAACUGCUCACCAAAGUCACCAAGGAGAAGGAGUACAAAUUGAAGGUGGUGCGUGACCAGAUCACCCACUGCACCAUGAAGCUGCGGCAGACCACCGGCAUGAUGGAGUACUGUCUGGAAGUCCUGAAAGAGAAUGACCCCAGCGGAUUCUUGCAGAUCUCAGAUGCCCUGAUCAAGCGGGUGACGUCAUCUCAGGACCAAUGGGUGAAGGGGGCCCUGGAACCAAAGGUUGGCCCUGACUUUGACCUCACCCUGAAUACAGACUCGUUGAUGCAGACCAUCCUGCAACUGGACUUUUGCCAGGGAAAAGAUGUGCAGGAGAAACCAGUAUUGAAACUAAUGCAGGCAGCAGACAGUGGUGAGGCUGAGAUGGAGGCAGAGAGCACAGGAGUGGAAUCCGGACCCUCGGUACCAGCGGCUCCCCUUUUGCAGCUGGAGAAGUGCUGCACCAGGAACAACAGCGCUACCCUGGGCUGGAGGGUAUCAGUGCCUACAGGCUGCCCCAUCGAGGGCUACAUCCUGGAGCUAGAUGAUGGAAAUGGAGGACAAUAUAGGGAGGUGUAUGUAGGGAAAGAGACGGUCUGCACGGUGGACGGGCUGCAUUUUAACAGCUCCUACAACGCCAGGGUGAAAGCCUACAACGGCAUCGGAGUGGGACCGUACAGCAAGACGGUUGUGCUCAAGACUUCUGAUGUGGCUUGGUUCACCUUCGACCCCACAUCGGCUCACCGGGACAUCACCCUGUCUAAUGAGAACCAGACGGCCACGUGUAGCAGCUACGACGACCGCGUGGUUCUGGGGACGGCUGCGUUCUCUAAGGGAACUCACUAUUGGGAAGUCAGGAUCGAUCGCUACGACAACCACCCGGACCCUGCGUUUGGCGUGGCAAGGAUUAACACCAUGAAAGAAAUGAUGCUGGGGAAAGACGACAAGGCCUGGGCCAUGUAUGUGGACAACAACCGCUCCUGGUUCAUGCACAACAACUCUCACACCAACAGAGCGGAGGGGGGCAUCACUAAGGGCUCCACUGUGGGCAUCCUGCUGGAUCUGACCAAACGCACUCUAACCUUCUUCAUAAACAAGGAGCAGCACGGACCAACAGCCUUCGAGAACCUGGACGGAGUUUUUGUUCCUGCUGUCAGCCUCAACAGAAACGUUCAGGUGACCUUACUGACCGGCCUGGAGGUGCCAAAUAAUCUCAAACAGUAGGAGCUGGUUUCUCCUCUCCAAGAGUGCCCUGGAUACAAACCUCUGAUGUCACAUGCAGCCUCAGCUCUCUUCUGUCUGAAAAUGUUCCUGAAAUGUCAGAUUGGGUUCAAUCCAUCUUUUUUGAGGUGCCAACGAAGGAACAAAUCUGAUUGGUUGUAAAGUCUUGUGGACAUUAUUGCACAGGCGAUUGGAGUAUUGAUUUGUUUUCUAGCAAUUCAACUCCAGGAUGCAAACAUUCAUUCAUUUUUGUCCUAACUACUACUAUUCCAUUUAUUUUAUAACAUGAUAAUCGAUCCUUAAAUAGUAAGGCCAAACAGCUAGAAGACAUUCUCACUGUGCAGAAAAUAUCUGGUAGAAUAAUAGCAGAGUUUACAGCAACAAGGUGCUUUAAGUGAUCAUAAAAUGAGAGAAGAAACAAUGAAGUUUUACUCCAAGCCUUUCUGCAGAUAAUCUGCCUACUUUGAAUUUACGCAGCCCCUUACUUGCAGAAAUAGCUCCUGUUCAAUUCAGUUUUUUUAAAUCACAUAUGCAUUUGUGGUUAACUGAACAAGGAAAAACAUGAGAUUGGAGGAUAAAAACAGGAAUUGCAAAAGCUGUAAAUGUGGUUCAAGUUUUUAGAAAACACAUCUUAGAUUUAAAGCAGAAUCCAAUAGCUGCCUAAAUUCAGAUAAAAGGACAUUAAAGCUCUCAGUACAGAGAAAUGCAACAUUUGUUGCAUCCCUGGCACCCAAAUACAACAUUUGGGUGCCAGGGAUGCUUUUAAAAAAGCAUCCCCCACAAAAUGCCUCAGAGGACUUGAUCGGAAACCUUCUCCAGAUCCACAAAACACACGUUGACUGGAAAACAAAACUCUUUUUACCCUGUUGGCAAAUUUGUGAGAUAAUUUGAUAUAUGGAUUAUAUGUAUGCAUACCUUGUGGCUCAGUUCCAAGAUACAAUUAUAGGCUAAUAUAGUGAGUAUAGCCCCUUUUUAAUUCCAAUUAUACUUGCUUCAGAAGCUGUUUAAUCUCUAUAAUGAGGCUGAAAAAUCUCAAACAUGUAGCUUCAUCUUAUUUAAUUUAGCAUAAUUAAAAUACUCAACCCGAAGAUGUCUGUUUUCUUGUAAGAAAGCAUAUGCAUCUCCAUACAGUGUCACCCAAGUUCAAUUUGACAUGUGUUCCCAGAAUUCUAGAUUAUCAGCUACAAUGCUGAAAUAUCUCUUCUGUAUUUUAGAUAAAGUUUAUGUAACCAUCUGUUAUUUUGUCAUUACCAGUUGAAAUAAUUUGCAUCUCGACAAACAUAAAAAGGUGACCCAUUAUUCCCCUGUAGCGGCACAUCCUGCAGCCUCUUCCAGACUCUGUACAACAAAAUUAGCUAUCAGAAAAUUUAAGAUGAAAUGGACUUUAGUCAAACCUUUUUUUCAUUCUAUAGGACAAAUAGGCAUUAUAUUACAAUCAAAUGAGAUUGGAAGAAGUGUGUAUCAUGAUAAUUUCAUUCUGUGCUCAUCUCUUAGUCUCUCUGAAGAAACUUAGAUGCUCUCAAGCAUCUUUAAUGCAUCACACUGAAAGUGAUAUCCAAGUCACAUCAGGUUAAACCACAUCUGCUGCUGCAUUUUUUCAUUAGGGACGAGAUACGGCUACCUGGAGAGGACAGUAGCUUAAACCAGACCACUGUGACCUGAUGGUUGUAGGAUGUAACAUACGUGAAAUACACAACAGCCAAGAAGGCUUUAUCACAGCAGAGAACAGAUAGAGAGUUUAUUACAAACUGAAGGUUUUUGAUAUCGAGUUUUAUUACAUCUACUUCAUGUUUCUACUCCCUAACAGCAUGAGUGUGAGAGGAAUGAGAAAAGAUUGACCUGUCAUGUAAAAACUGGGUUUGUGUGUGAAUGAAGAUCGACAAACUGUAGAUACUGAUAUGUGAUUUGUGAUAUUAAGCAUGGAUUAACAACAAAAACGUUUGCAACUAUCUGAAAAUGUUAUUUAAAUAGUGUUCUGUUUUAUUGCCUCUGCGAUGAGUGAUAUUACUGUCAGCUGUAACAGGUCGCCCCCCACUGGCCAACGUCGGGAACGGCAGCAUUGGAGGAUGAUUAUCAGACAUGCAGUGUUGGUCUGAUCUGUUUUUCACACUUUGACUCACUGAAUUGUAAAAAUAUGUUUAAAUUCCUUUCAGUAAUUUAAAGAUCUUAUAAUGUUUAAACAUUUAAUCAGGGAUAUGAGGUAUGUAAAUUAUUCUUUGAAGUUUUUGGUUAUUUAUUGAUAUUUAGAAUACUGUUCAUUUCUUUCAAUGCCAGUUUCAUUUUAAACAGUAUGAAUGAACACAAAUGCACAACGGUGGGCAAAUUGUUGGUGUUUUUACUGCAUUCGAUCAGGUAAUGUUUUUAUUAAAGUCAUCUAGUAAGUUCUGUAUUUUCUAAACAUAUUUAUCUUUUAAACGGAAGAAAGUGAAAAAUGACUAAACCUUGUAUUUUGUGGAACAUGUGGUGAUAUAUUCAUUUAUUUUGUUACAACUGUUGUCUAAAAUCCCAAUUUAAUAUUUACAUGGGGUAUAAUUACCAAUUAUUUCUGAAACACUUUCCACUACUUAGAUAUUUAGUGCCCAGCAUUUUCCAUCUCAAAGCAGCUACAACUACUAUCACAGUACACAUUGCAUUAAACAAAUCCGUGUCAUACCUACACAUUUGGUCCCUUCCUACUUCAAUUAUGUACCUGUAAGCAAACCAGUUUGUACCCAUGGACCUAUGCCAUGUGUGGAUACAGUUAACACUUAAAAUCAUUCAUACCCCUGGCAGAUUUAUUCUUUUAAUUUUACCAAUGUUUCUUCUGACUGGAAGUAAUAUUAAAGUUUUGAUAAGGUCCAUCCAGAGUCCUGAUUUAAAUCUGAUGGAGAAUCUGUUUAGGGAGCUAAAAAUUAGGGUAAUGGCAAGGAGGCCUUCUAACCUCAAUUACUUAAGAGUUUAUCACCAAUAGAUAAAUCAUAAAAAUUCAGGAAUUAUAACAAGGUUUUGAUUUCUGUUAUCCCAGUAAAGAUCUUUCCUUUAAUUAUUGAGAUGGGUAUAAAUAAUUUUCUUCUCAGCCCUUUUUAAAACAUUUUAAAGAAAAUUUUAAUUUAUCUUUACACAUUUUUAACCCUUUGAGACAAGUCUGUCUCAUUUACUAUAGAAAAAACAACAAAAAACUUUAGAAACUAAUUUAAAAUCUAAACCUGCCAGGGGUAUAAAUACUUUUGGGGAAAUUCUCCAAAACCACAUAAAACAAUGUAAUAUAUUUUUAAACCAAAAUAGAUAUAAAUGUUAAGCAUUUUUUUCACUUACGCACCUUUGUCUGCAGAUAGGUUCGUAGUGUUUAGCCCCAAGCUCCUAACAUUAGCAACUAGCUGAAAAAAAAAAAAAAAAAAUAAAAAAAACAAUGAUGGUAUAUUUUUUUACCAAAAUGAAUGCUUAAAUAUUCCACCUUUACUGUACUCUGUUCCACUUCAUUAAGUGUAUUAUAAUAAUUUUUGUUUUAACCUCAUUCCAAUUUCACUCUAGCAAGCCAGAGUUGCUAACAGCUGCUAGGUCAUUAGCACCAAUCAGGCAAUGUCGCAAUUAGCUUCAUUAUACUGAGAUAAUGUUGACAAAUUUUUUUUAUUUUGAAAACUAAAACCACAAUUUCAAAGUUUAUAUUAUACCUUUACCUGACACGUAAGUUUCGUUUGACCAGAGACAUGUCUAGCUGACAGCAGAAAAAAAGCUAGCUAUAGCAUUUUAUGAUUUGGUUGCUAUUGACACAAAAAAACAGCUGCAGUAGUUUUGCAACUUACAAAUAAUAACAAUUAUAUCCAAAUAAUAAUAAAAACAUUUUUUAUUUACAUUGUAUUUGGCACUCGAGUAUGUAGCCCAUUUGACUUUCCCACUUUCACAUUUAGCAUAUUUUCUAGCAUGACAAAGACAUCAGGGUGAGCAUCUGCUGAAGGGGACAUGUGUCUAGAUAGCAAGCUUCCACCCAAGGGCUUUAUUUUUAUCACCUAGCUGCUCAGCUCUGACCCUGCUUUCACCUCCUUCACCAGAUCAACAACCUGCCCUGUGGCUGACUUUACUGUAACCAAAAAUAGAUUUCAGCCCAAUAGUUGUUGGCCUACAAAUCAAACGUGAGAAGAGAAACUGUUGUUUAUGCUCGGAAAGUCGGGAUGUGCAGGCUGUGUUUAUUGCUAAAUGGUUCAGAGGAAAUUUUACUUGGAACAAAUGAACUGUGGAGCUCUAUCUUACCAUGUUCUAGUGGUUUCAGAUGAUAUGUGGCUACAUUUUCUCUUUAUCCCAAAAAUGUUGUGACACACGUCAAUGAAAAAAUUAUUGAAUUGAUUGACAUGCAUACAUUGCUGUGUAAAUGUUUUGUAAGUGUGCUUGCAUGCCAUGUCCCUUUACCUGACACUUACCCAUGAAUGUGACUUAUUUCUUAGAUUUAACUUGCUGUUGCUGAGGAAAGCCCGUCUUCGCAUUUACAAAUUUAACUUAAAAACAGUAAAUAGGAAAAUAUCUUACCGAUUUAAAAAUAUGUAGAUAUAUCAAAUUACAGGUAUGUUUAAAUAUCUUUACUUCUGUUGACCAAACCAAGUUGACCAAACUUGUGUUAUCAUGCUGCUCAUAACAUACAGUUGUUGACUGAUGCUUGCCUGCAAAAUAUUAAACACCUAUAGCUUUCAGGUUAAAUAUGUUGCACAGAAGCUUCAUCUGUUCUCAUGCUCUUCAUUUUGGAAAACAAAAAACUCAAGAAGCUGCUUUGAGAAAACUUUAAGUAACUGUGACCUCACCCAGCUGCAAACAACCCAAUCAGUUGUGUCUUUCAUUAUUAUUCUGCUCAGCCCAAUUACUUUCACAUUGUCUCUCUAACAUCGGGUUUCUGUAGAAACUCCAGUGUUUACAGCUAAAGCACAGCCUGUUGAGAAUGGAAACAUGUUUUGUAAAUUUGAGCUUGAAAAACUGCAUUGGCUCCUGCUUCCUCAUGGUGUAUAUAUAUUUAUCAAAAAAAAAUAAUGAGUGUACUUUUUUUUUACCUCAAUUUUGUUCUCCAAUUGUCCCCUGCUGACAAUUUCCAUGUUUUGUACAACUACAUGGUUUGUAAAUAAUGAAAACACCAACUCAUCUCCAUACUUUUUAAAACCUAAACAUUAAAAGUACAAGACACUG
Messenger RNA from Girardinichthys multiradiatus, 10319 nucleotides. RefSeq names its product E3 ubiquitin-protein ligase TRIM9. The transcript is spliced from 12 exons. The record is from RefSeq and is a predicted model, not a curated record. Bases 2823 to 5177 code for a protein of 784 amino acids. Lineage: Eukaryota; Metazoa; Chordata; Actinopteri; Cyprinodontiformes; Goodeidae. Gene Ontology annotation, molecular function: protein binding; zinc ion binding.